AUGGUCGAGCCUGUCAUACCCCUCGUGGCAGUCAGCGUCAUCUGUAACCUCGCUAGCAAGGCCAUGCAGCGAGCGAAGGAGCGAAGCGCUGCGAAGCAAGAAGUGCUCGCAGAGGUUUCCCGUAUUCUGAACGAGAUGACGACGCUAUCGCAACAGCUGCAGCAGGAGGACGGCUUGCAACAGGAGGACGUUGCUAGAGUUCAGGCUGCUAUUCGACGGACGAGGAUAUGCCGCGCUGAGAUCAAACGAUGGGUGUGUCCUCUUCAGAAGGCCUAUAUGAAGAGGGAAGAGGCUGGCGACAACUUCUACCUUGUUCGAGUUAUCUCUGAGCGGGUAUGGGACGCGAAUCGUGUUCCCAACGCCAACGUGCCAUUCAGCGAGGCGGCGAACAACGCAUCGGAGACGACCCUCGCACCUCAGCCCAAGGUCAAGCAAGUGCCGGUCGCAUCAGUACGAGGGUACAGGGAGGCCCGUGUGAAGCACGUUAUAACACGUUCGCCCGACGGUACACUGGUAGAAGAGAAUGAGCUUCACGCCGACUACGAUGAGGGCGACGCAGUGGAAGUUCAGGGCGCGCGGAAUGGGACGUUGCCGUGCAUACGCAUCAUGCCGGACGCGAUUACGCCCAAGGCCAAAUGCCUUGAGCCCAUGCCUGCGCGCGAUAGCGAGCCUGUACCCGCAUACAUCCCGGACUUGAAGAGCGAUAGCGGCGACGCGAUGCGCAAUUUUAUGUCCAUGACCGGUGCUGCACACGACCUGGCUCGUCAGAGUCUGGAUGGCGGAGGCGAGGUCAAGGUAGAGGCAAGUAUGUUCGGUACUACGGGUUCUGUUGCCGUUAGAACCGGGCUUGAUCAGAUGGGGCAGGAUGCAACGGUUCCGAGUCGCUUGAACGUAUACUUGAAGACUCGGCGGACGAAUGAUGCUGAGACUGCGUUGGAGGUUGUCGGCGACGGACUGGAGCUCGCGGCGGAGCUGUUGAGAGCGGUUUAA
Messenger RNA from Peniophora sp. CBMAI 1063, 990 nucleotides. Lineage: Eukaryota; Fungi; Basidiomycota; Agaricomycetes; Russulales; Peniophoraceae. The record is from the annotation of a GenBank genome assembly.